AUGACUCUUGUAUCCACCCCAGCAUUGGGAUUGAUUGAUACCAACCACAUGCCAUUUUACAAAGAUAUCACGCAUCCCAGAUCUCAGCUGCAAGGGAAAAAACUCAGCUCUUCACAGCACCAUCGCUUCCGUCGAAUAUUGCUCUGCCAAGAAAUGGAUUACAUGGCCACACUCCUCGGAAAACCCCCUCACACUCCACGUCGAAUAGCAACCUUCAAUCUGCCCUCACAAAAGAUGAACGACGUGGUCGCUGUUCUGUAUGAUCCAUUCUUCUUCGUCUCCGACGCCCAGCACGAGCUUAGCAAGCGCCAACUGGAGACAUCGGGUUGCCAGGACGACCUCUUAUGCAGGCUAUUCGAGGCUCUAGAGCGAGAACUUGCGGAGGGCUGGACAUUUGGCUAUCUCCUUAACACCAAAACUCUACCUUUCAAUGGCAAGGGACGUGAUCCACGGAGCCUAGUUGGCCAUCAUGUUGAGGGUUACAAGUGUGACGGAGACGGCAUCCUGAUCAUGGAGCUUUGCGAUGGCGAGGAUGCGGCUAUUCUUUCGAUCAGAGCAAGCGACGGUUACGCGAAGAUCAAGAUGGACGACGACCUCUUCUGGGCUCUCCAUUCCCUCGAUGGCAUGAAGGCAGUACCGCGUGACCUCGUAAAGAAGCCACUACUAAUCACGGAAGCCGUGAUAGGUGUUCGCAAAAACCGCUGGGGAAAGGAAGCAGGAACCGUCUUCGGGCUCAAGCUCGAAGGCAUGAGAGCGAUAUCAUUCCUUUUCCUUGCAGGUAAAGCAUCCGCGCGCGAGGACCGAAUUCAUGGAGAUUUGUGGCUGGCGGAGAACGAUGUUCUGCGCGAGGAUAUCAGUAUGCUGCGUGGAGGCGAUGAGACGAUGGUUGAAGAAGUGAGAAAGACAGGGGUGAUGGCAAUAGAGCAUAGAGGGCUUCAGGAGGAUAUGAGAGGAUUGCAUGGAUUUCGAGAUUAG
Messenger RNA from Letharia lupina, 975 nucleotides. RefSeq lists its product as uncharacterized. NCBI's taxonomy places the organism in Eukaryota, Fungi, Ascomycota, Lecanoromycetes, Lecanorales, Parmeliaceae. The transcript has a single exon. The record is from RefSeq and is a predicted model, not a curated record. Bases 1 to 975 code for a protein of 324 amino acids.